GAGGAGCGAAGCCCUCCCAGGACCCUCAGGUGACCCCCUUGCCAGCACUCCCAGUGCCAGACCUCCAGGGAGGAGAGACCCAGGACACCCAGCCCCAGAUCCCCCAGCUCUCUCCAUCUGCCUGGCUCCUUGGGACCCGUUCCCCAGCCUCAGGAUGGCGUCCUCCCUGCUUGAGGAGGAAACUCACUAUGGCUCCAGUCCCCUGGCCAUGCUGACAGCGGCGUGCAGCAAAUUUGGUGGCUCCAGCCCUCUGCGGGACUCAGCGACACUGGGCAAAGCAGGCACAAAGAAGCCAUACUCUGUGGGCAGUGACCUUUCGGCCCCCAAAACCAUGGGCGAUGCCUACCCAGCCCCCUUUUCAGGCACCAAUGGGCUCCUCUCACCUGCAGGGAGUCCUCCAGCACCCACCUCGGGCUAUGCCAAUGACUACCCUCCCUUUUCCCACUCAUUCCCUGGGCCCACGGGCACCCAGGACCCUGGGCUACUAGUGCCCAAGGGGCACAGCUCUUCUGACUGCCUGCCCAGUGUCUACACCUCUCUGGACAUGGCACACCCCUAUGGCUCCUGGUACAAGGCGGGCAUCCACGCAGGCAUCUCACCAGGCCCUGGCAAUGCUCCUACUCCUUGGUGGGACAUGCACCCUGGGGGCAACUGGCUAGGUGGCGGGCAGGGCCAGGGUGAUGGGCUGCAAGGGACACUACCCACAGGCCCUGCUCAGCCUCCACUGAACCCCCAGCUGCCCACCUACCCGUCCGACUUUGCCCCCCUUAAUCCUGCCCCCUACCCAGCUCCCCACCUCCUGCAGCCAGGGCCCCAGCAUGUCUUGCCCCAAGAUGUCUAUAAACCCAAGGCGGUGGGCAACAGCGGGCAGCUGGAGGGGAGUGGUGGAGCCAAACCCCCUCGGGGUGCAGGCACAGGGGGCAGUGCUGGCUACGGGGGCAGUGGAGCAGGACGCUCCUCCUGCGACUGCCCCAACUGCCAGGAGCUAGAGCGCCUGGGCGCUGCAGCGGCCGGGCUGCGGAAGAAGCCGAUCCACAGCUGCCACAUUCCGGGCUGCGGCAAAGUGUAUGGCAAGGCCUCCCAUCUGAAGGCCCACUUGCGCUGGCACACGGGCGAGAGGCCCUUCGUCUGCAACUGGCUCUUCUGCGGCAAGAGAUUCACCCGUUCGGACGAGCUGGAGCGCCACGUGCGCACUCACACCCGGGAGAAGAAGUUCACCUGCCUGCUCUGCUCCAAGCGCUUUACCCGAAGCGACCACCUGAGCAAACACCAACGCACCCACGGCGAGCCAGGCCCAGGACCCCCACCCAGCGGCCCCAAGGAGCUGGGGGAGGGCCGCAGCGCCGGGGAAGAAGAGGCCAGUCAGACGCCCCGACCUCCGGCCUCACCGGCACCCGCAGAAAAAGUCCCUGAAGGCAGCCCAGAGCAGAGCAACCUGCUGGAGAUCUGAGCCGAGUGGAAGUUUCCAGCCCCUGGGCUGCCUUGCCAGUCUCUCCUGGCUCUGUGGACCACUGCUUGCCCCUCACUCCCUUUGCCCCAUGCAUGCUGCCCUUUGGGACUCGCUCCAUCUCUCCCCCCAUCAUUCUGGGCCUGGGUAUCUCCUUGCAUGCCUCCUCAUCUCACUUCCUCCCCCUUGCCAUGGGCCCCUUCCGCAAACUCUCAUCUUAGGCCCUCACCUCUUGUCUGAUUUCUGCUCUCGGGCUUCUGAAGCCCUUUCCUCACUACUGCGCAGUUUCUCUCUCCUCUGCUCUUACCACACCACCUCACUUUCUCUCCAUUUGGGCUCUCAUCACUUUAUUUCUCCAUCUCACUAACUCCUUGACAUGCAUUUUUCUUGCUUCCCAAGCUUA
This is a messenger RNA of Kogia breviceps (pygmy sperm whale), 1850 nucleotides long. It is a transcript of the gene SP7, whose product is annotated as Sp7 transcription factor. NCBI's taxonomy places the organism in Eukaryota, Metazoa, Chordata, Mammalia, Artiodactyla, Physeteridae. The record is from RefSeq and is a predicted model, not a curated record. Gene Ontology annotation, molecular function: RNA polymerase II cis-regulatory region sequence-specific DNA binding; DNA-binding transcription factor activity, RNA polymerase II-specific. Gene Ontology annotation, biological process: regulation of transcription by RNA polymerase II.